GGGCGAUUGAACUAUUUACCCAAACAGAUUAUGGUAUUUUUAGUUAGCGCCUUGUUUACAUAGAAAUCCUGCUAUCUCUGUGCCUCAUUUAAUUAAAUCGUACCACAUAAUGGUCUGCAGGGCCAGGAGAACAAGGAAGACUUAGAGCUAUGUCCAACGUACCUAUGUCCACAGCGUCCAGGUCAAUUAGUGAGGAACGCACCCGGCAAUGGCUGGCAGCACAGGCUGCACCAGACGACGAUGAGGUGGAAUCAAUUGCCGAAUCAUCGGUGGUGGACAGCCUAGAUUAUGAAUACAGCGAGUACACCCUGGAUGAAAAUAAUGAUGAUGACGAUGACAAUCAAAAUACAGGAGAGGAAAUCAGUACCAUGACAUUGGGCACUCCCAUCACUGCGAACAAGCGUUCCAACAUCAGUGACACUCUGCGAGACCUGAUGAACUCUAUCAACAGCAUUCAAACAGUGGGAAAUGUGAACAUCAGCAACUCCACAAAUGUGCAUAUUGGUAAUGUGACCAACAUCAAUGGCAACAUACAGAUAAUAGCCAACAGCUUGAGUCGAGCUCGGCACGAGCGUCGAAAAACGUCGCUCACUGAAGCUCCAGUGCCGGACAUUGAACCAAACAGUAACCAUCACAACGAAGACGAAUCCGAGGAGCGGGUUUGCUCAGAUGUAUUCAUCAAUAGCCAAAAGUUCAAAAUACCCAAGGAGCUGUGUUCCAUUAUUCCGCGACACUCCUGGCUGGCCCAAACCCCAAUGGAAAAGCCAGAAGUGCUCCAGCGACCAGUUCAAUAUGUUGUCAUUUUACACACGGCCACCGAGAGUUCCGAGAAGCGCGCCAUCAAUGUGCGACUUAUCCGCGACAUGCAGUGCUUUCACAUCGAGUCGCGGAGAUGGAAUGACAUUGCCUAUAACUUUUUAAUUGGUUGUGAUGGCAACAUCUACGAGGGACGCGGCUGGCAUGCUGUGGGUGCGCACACAUUGGGAUACAACAGAAUCGCAUUGGGCGUCAGUUUCAUCGGUUGCUUCAUGCGGGAAUUGCCCACUCCGGAUGCCAUGAACAUGUGCCGCAAUCUUUUGGCCCGCGGUGUGGAGGAUGGCCACAUUGCACCCGAUUAUCGACUCAUCUGCCACUGCCAGUGCAACUCGACGGAAAGUCCAGGCCGGCGCUUGUAUGAGGAGAUACAGUCCUGGCCACAUUUCUACAACAUCGAAAAGGAGAAACAGUAGUCUUCCUGCAUAUAAUGUGUGCUGGCUGUUGUUACUUCUCUUUCGAUGCCUCUACAUGAUCGAUUCGGACAAAUAUUUCUAUGGUUUUGAUAUUGUUUAGUUAAAUAAAGUUAUACAUUGAAAGUGA
Messenger RNA from Drosophila subobscura, 1356 nucleotides. It is a transcript of the gene PGRP-LE, whose product is annotated as peptidoglycan-recognition protein LE. Gene Ontology annotation, biological process: peptidoglycan catabolic process. Bases 150 to 1229 code for a protein of 359 amino acids. The transcript has 6 exons. Gene Ontology annotation, molecular function: zinc ion binding; N-acetylmuramoyl-L-alanine amidase activity. The record is from RefSeq and is a predicted model, not a curated record. NCBI's taxonomy places the organism in Eukaryota, Metazoa, Arthropoda, Insecta, Diptera, Drosophilidae.